Messenger RNA from Humulus lupulus (European hop), 1408 nucleotides. RefSeq names its product protein FAR1-RELATED SEQUENCE 5-like. NCBI's taxonomy places the organism in Eukaryota, Viridiplantae, Streptophyta, Magnoliopsida, Rosales, Cannabaceae. The transcript has 3 exons. The record is from RefSeq and is a predicted model, not a curated record. The coding region runs from base 472 to 1236 and encodes 254 amino acids.
AUGAUUUUUUUUUUUUUGAAUAAGAAGCAGAAGUUCUAAACCUAGGUCCACAUGGGCCCCUCUGACAGAUUUGACGUCUCCGUCAGUCUUCUUCUUCUCCGGACUGUGCUGUAAUCCUACGCCCAUCACUUCUUCUUCAAGCUUUUUAGGUCAGGUUAGGGUUAGGGUUUCUCAACAAGUCAAACUAUUUUCUGACAGUUUGAUUUGAAUCGGGGUAGGCAGGAAAAUCAAUGAAAGAUAGAUUUUUUGUUUAUAAUCCUGAAAAUGGAUUAGAAGCAUUCGUUUUUAACAAUCGGAUCGCUUUUGGGGAGGGGCGAGCUUCCAGUUUAAAGCUGUAGCUGUUUAAGUACCAUCUUUUCAGCUGCAUUGAUUUUUAUUGCCAAAUCUGUCAGAAGAUGAAGAAAUCUGAAGUACCCUUUCAUGCAUUGCAGACUUGUAAUGGAUAUACAGCUUGUUUAAAUCAAUUUCAGAAUGUUUAUGGAAAGUGCAUCUAGCCAGUCAUUUGAUUCGGAAGAAGGCGAACAGUGUUUGCAAAUCGAAAGCUACUGUGGACACAUACUGGCCGAUGAUGAGAUUGCAGAACAUGUUGAGUUAUGUGCAAAUGGAGUUAAAAGAAGUGUUGACCAGUCUGAAGAAAGUUUGCCAAUGACAGGCAAUGCUGUAGAGCCAUACGUUGACAUGGAGUUCAAAUCAAGGGAUGAUGCUCGAGAAUUUUUUAUUGUUUAUGGAAGGCAUACUGGAUUUACUGUACGCAUUCACCAUAACAGGCGGUCACGGAUAAAUAACAUGGUGAUAGGUCAGGAUUUUGUUUGUUCGAAAGAAGGUUUUCGUGAAAAGAAAUAUGCAUGCAGGAAUGAUAGAGUUCUUCCUCCACCACCUAUUACCAGAGAAGGAUGUCCUGUGAUGCUGAGGGUGGCUUUAAGAGAUGGAGAUAAGUGGGUUGUUACCAAAUUUAUAAAAAAGCACAAUCACACAUUAAUGUCUCCAAGUAAAGUUCCAUGGCGAGGGUCUAACAAACAUAUGAUCACUGAGGAUGAAAAGGAUCGGAGAAUACGUGAACUGACACUUGAACUAAGCAAUGAAAGACAGCGAUGUAAACGAAGAUGUGCAGUUUACAAAGAACAAUUGCAUAUGAUUUUGAAAGACAUAGAGCAGCAUACUGAUCACUUGUCCAAAAGAGUUCAAGAUAUUGUUCAAAACAUAAAGGAGCUUGAGAAUGAAGAUUCAGAAUUUUAGUUUUCUGUCUACAUUUUUUAUUUGACUUUUGAUUCUAUAUUAAAAGUUCGCGAUACUAAUUUAGUCAGGCGAAGACUCCAAGACUGAGGGUUCCAUGUUCUCUGGUAUCAUAUGAGCUAUACAUGUUAAUUGUUAGGUGUUAUGAGCUCUCAACCAAGAAUAUAAAUCUAAU